Messenger RNA from Durotheca rogersii, 1892 nucleotides. Its product is annotated as cysteine desulfurase. The record is from RefSeq and is a predicted model, not a curated record. Gene Ontology annotation, molecular function: pyridoxal phosphate binding; cysteine desulfurase activity. Gene Ontology annotation, biological process: [2Fe-2S] cluster assembly. Gene Ontology annotation, cellular component: mitochondrion; nucleus; cytosol. Bases 137 to 1687 code for a protein of 516 amino acids. Lineage: Eukaryota; Fungi; Ascomycota; Sordariomycetes; Xylariales; Xylariaceae. The transcript has 2 exons.
AGUCAUUUCGCUCCAUUUCGCCGUGGGACCUCAACUUCUCCAUAUCCACCGACCCCUCCUUCCAGUUCUCUGCUUCUUCUUUCUCCUCGCUUACUUUUUGUAACUCGUAGCCUUUUAAUACCAUCCCGCCGCCAUCAUGGCAAACGUAGCGUCUUCGGCGCUGAGACAGGCUUCGCGCCUUGGUCUCAAGCAGACAUUCACAUCGACUCCGCUACGGAGCAUCCCUUCCCGAUCAAGGGCCGCCGCCGCCGCCGCCGCCGCCACAGCCGCCGCGCAAGCACCACGGCGUGGCUACGUGUCGGAGACAAAACGAGAUAAUGCCCAAGUUAACGUCGAGACUGCGAUUCGAUUAGAUAAGAAGAACUUCUUGAAUGAGAAGGGCGAGCUUAUCGUGCCGGCACCCGGCACGCCAGCGAACGCUACCAUCAGCCCGAUGGCCGAAGUGCUCAAGGAGGCCACACUCCUCGACGAGGGCCAGCGUCCCAUAUAUCUCGAUAUGCAAGCGACGACACCCGUAGACCCCCGAGUUUUGGAUGCCAUGCUCCCAUUCUUCGUCAACGUUUACGGCAAUCCCCAUUCACGAACGCACGCAUACGGGUGGGAAAGUGAAAAGGCCGUAGAGGAGGCGCGCGAGCAUGUCGCAAAUCUCAUCGGCGCGGAUGCCAAGGAGAUUAUUUUCACCAGCGGCGCAACCGAGAGCAACAACAUGAGCAUCAAGGGCGUCGCUAGGUUUUUCGGACGGUCGGGCAAGAAGAAGCACAUCGUGACUAGCCAGACCGAACACAAGUGUGUUCUCGACAGUUGUCGACAUCUCCAAGACGAAGGCUAUGAGGUCACUUACCUCCCAGUCCAGACCAAUGGUUUGAUAAACCUGCAAGAGCUAGAGGCUGCAAUCCGCCCGGAUACGGUCAUCGUCAGCAUCAUGGCAGUGAAUAACGAGAUCGGCGUGAUCCAGCCCUUGGCGGAAAUCGGCAAACUAUGCCGGGAGAAGAAAGUCUUCUUCCAUACCGACGGCGCGCAAGCGGUGGGCAAAAUCCCUCUGGAUGUCAAUGCGAUGAACAUCGACUUGAUGUCUAUCUCGUCGCACAAGAUAUACGGCCCGAAAGGUAUCGGUGCUUGUUAUGUGCGAAGGCGACCGCGAGUCAGGUUGGAGCCUAUCAUCAGCGGCGGAGGCCAGGAACGAGGCCUGCGUAGUGGCACUCUUGCGCCACCCUUGGUGGCGGGAUUUGGCGAAGCUUGUCGCAUCGCCAAGGAGGAGUUGAAAUACGACUCCAAACGCAUCAAGUCGCUAUCCGACAGAUUACUAAAGGGACUUCUAGCUAUGGAACACACGACCCAAAACGGAGACCCCAACCACUUCUAUCCCGGAUGUGUCAAUGUCUCCUUCGCUUACGUGGAAGGCGAGUCACUGCUUAUGGCAUUGAAAGAUAUCGCGCUGUCCUCUGGCAGUGCUUGCACUUCGGCUUCGUUGGAGCCAAGUUACGUAUUAAGAGCUCUAGGAAACAGCGACGAGAGCGCGCAUAGCAGUAUCAGAUUCGGAAUUGGGCGGUUUACCACGGAGCAAGAAAUCGACUACGUGCUGAAGGCGGUCCGAGAACGAGUCACGUUCCUCCGUGAACUGAGUCCCCUAUGGGAACUCGUACAAGAAGGCAUCGACUUAAACACAAUCCAAUGGACUCAGCACUGAUGUCACCGGCCUUAUCGGUUCUCGUUUUUCAUUUCUCAUGUUCAUCGUCUAUUCUGGCAUCCGCGGGAGGACUAUUAUUAGUAUUAUAUGGAUGCCGCACUCUAGUAAACGGGAUACGGCUCACGACCAUGCCAAAUUAGGGUCACAGUUGCACUUUAGGUGUCAGGACGGCGUCGUUUGUCCGGCCGCUCGUUAGGGCCUGUAU